Molecule: messenger RNA, 1032 nt
Organism: Paramecium tetraurelia
Lineage: Eukaryota; Ciliophora; Oligohymenophorea; Peniculida; Parameciidae
Exons: 3
Biological process (GO): mitotic cell cycle phase transition; regulation of cyclin-dependent protein serine/threonine kinase activity
Cellular component (GO): cytoplasm; nucleus; centrosome
Molecular function (GO): cyclin-dependent protein serine/threonine kinase regulator activity
Source: RefSeq, a predicted model, not a curated record
AUGAACUAAAAUCAUAUUGCAAAUCAUAGCAAACUAAAGAAUGAAAAAAUACCUUUACCAACAAAUCAAAAUAAAAUUCGAUCUGUGUUCUCUGAUGUAUCUAAUCUUGAGUUUUCUACUAAGAUUAUUUAAGAAAAAAGAAUUUGUAAUAAAAUAGAAGAAUAAUAACAAUACUAAAUGACUAAAAGAAGAAAUGCAAUAAUUCCCUGUAUAUAAAAAUUUCCUGCUUUUUUUAAUUAUACAGAAACCAAGACAAAAACUUAUAAGAUACGUUAAUGUUCUAUAUUAGAGAAAUCGAUGCUCUCCUAUCAUGAAGUUUAUUAUUCUGAAAUUCAAUAAUUUGAAAGGGAUAUUGAAUAAAAAAAACAAGAGGGCUAUUUUGAUAUAAAAUAACAUUGUUUUACAGAGAAAUAGUUAGAAAAAGCUCUAGAUUGGAUGAUUUAUUAAAUUAUUAGAUUUAAAAAUUUUAGCUAUGAAUCCUUAUUUAAAACAAUAGAACUGAUUUAUUUAUAUUUAAGUAAGUCAUAGCAGGUUAAGUUUGAGGAUUUAGAACUAAUAAGCGGGUGCUGCAUUUAUUUAUCAUCAAAAACAGUUGAUUUAAAUCCAAUUUAUAUUGAUGAUUUGAUUAAUGAAGUGUUGGAAUGUAGAUUUGACUAUUAUGAAGUUUUGAGAUAAGAGAAAUUAAUUUGCUAAACCCUGAAUUUCAAUUUGUUUUGCACUUGUUCAUUAUAAAUAGUUUAUCGGAUUAUGCAGGAGAUUAAUUCGGAUAUGGAGUAGCUUUAUGAUUCUGGAAAGAUUGAUAAUUUAAGGAAAUAAAUCUUAGAUAAUUUAUUGUUGAUGGAGUUUGGGAAUAAAUUUCGACAGAUUUCUAAAGGCAAUAGGGCAGUUAGCUGCAUUCUAUUAACAAUGAUGGAAAAUAAGAUAGAUAAAAGAGUUGUAAUUAUUCAAUUAUUAUUUAAUGUGCUAAGCGGUUUUGGAGAGUGUAAAUCAUUUAGAAAUGAACAUAAAUUGGAUAGAGAGGAAUGCAAUUGA